Cryptomeria japonica (Japanese cedar) is the source of this 510-nucleotide messenger RNA. RefSeq lists its product as uncharacterized. The record is from RefSeq and is a predicted model, not a curated record. The transcript has a single exon. Lineage: Eukaryota; Viridiplantae; Streptophyta; Pinopsida; Cupressales; Cupressaceae. Bases 1 to 510 code for a protein of 169 amino acids.
AUGCCCUCAUCGGAUAUUGCAGAAUAUGACUCCAGAAGAAGCCUUUCAGGGAUCAAGCCUGGUAUCAGUCGCUUGAGGAUCUUUGGAUGUCCAGUAUAUGUACACGUGCCUAAAGACAAGAGGACCAAGUUGGAACCUUCUGGCAAGAGAGGAAUAUUUGUGGGAUACAACGAAUCUUCCAAGGACUACAUAAUCUACAUUCUAGGACAGAGGUACAUUGAGGUCAGCAGAGAUAUUACAUUUGAGGAAGACUUUGCAUUCAAGAAAUCCAAGGGUUCAUGGGUGGAAGAUGAAGCUCAUCCUCACGACAUGAAUACUGAUCAUGAUUUGGAGAUUCAAAGGGAGCCUUCAGAUCCUGAGAUCCAGAGGGAGCCUUCAGAACCUGAGAUGCACAAUGAUCCAGUUGAGCCUACGGAUCCUACUGAUGGGCCUAGAGAUUGUUAUAACUUGGAAGAGACCUCUUUGGGCAAGGAACACUAUGCAGGAGGCAGAACAGUUCACGACUCCUAG